Messenger RNA from Delphinapterus leucas (beluga whale), 4185 nucleotides. Its product is annotated as non-receptor tyrosine-protein kinase TNK1. Gene Ontology annotation, biological process: protein phosphorylation. NCBI's taxonomy places the organism in Eukaryota, Metazoa, Chordata, Mammalia, Artiodactyla, Monodontidae. The record is from RefSeq and is a predicted model, not a curated record. Gene Ontology annotation, molecular function: ATP binding; protein binding; protein tyrosine kinase activity.
GGGUGGGAAGGUGGAGAGAGGGUGGGAAGGAGGCGAGCAAAGGACAGGGGAAGUGAGGCUUCUCAGGAUCUGGCCUGGCGGAGAACAUGCCGCCAGGCGCCCUCACCUAGUCCACCAGAGGACCCGGGCCACGCCGCCAGGCCCCGCCCCCCGCGGCCUCCGUUCCGCCCUCCCCGGGAUUUAGUCCCGGCAGCCUGGGAGGCUCCCCAGCCGCCGCUUCCGCCUUCGCGAGGUGAGGGUCCGGAGAGGCAGGGGCGCCGGCGAGCGGGCUGGAGGGGCGGCCGUCGCUUGGGAGCGCGUCCGCGGGUGCUGAGCCUCCCCUCCCCAGUCCUUACCUUCCACGGGCGCGUCUCCUCCUGUCCCCCAUCUCGUGCUUUCCCCUUCUCACCUGGCUACCGGUGCUGGUCUCCCAGCGUCCUGGGCUUUCGCCUUCCCCGCCCCUGCUCGUGCUCGAUUCCUCGCCACCUCCGAGUGUCCAUCUGGACCCUGCCUGGGGUCCUCCGCUUCUUCCGGCCUUUACUAAGUAGGGGGAGGGAGGGGACCAGGUGUGUGUGCAGGCAGCCGGCACCCAGAUCACCUAGAGCCUUAUUUAAUAAAGAUUGGUGGAGUUGCCCUGGAGCCAGGUUAGAGCGAGUGACUCAGGUGUGUCGGCCAGGCUCUGUACCUGGAGCUGAGCUCAGGUGGGUGUGGAAGGGACUGUGCACCUGGCAGACUGGGUGGCUCUGAGCAGUACGUGAGCUUAACCGCCCAUCACAAAUGCCCGAUUUGAUUUCAAAUGUUGCUGCCUCGGGUGUAGAGGAGGCAGUGACCCUGGGCGUCUCUGGGCAGAGGAGGCAGUCUGCCCACAUAACGUAGGUAUGUGUGGACACUGUAACUUGAUGUCUUGUGUGUUGUGUGUGUUUGUGUGGACCUGGGUGUCUCAGACAUGAGGCGGUGUAUCUUGGAGGCAGUGAACUCAACAUGUCUCAAGUAGGUGUGUGUGAGGGGUACCUGGCAGGAAGCUUGGUGUUCUACCGCAGCGUAUACUGGAAUGCCUCAGCUUUGAGAGGACAUGUAUCUGGGUGUCUCAGGUGUCUUUUGCAUCAUAUCUAUAGGAGUGUGUGAGUGUGUGUGUGUGUGUGUGUGUGUUGUACCUGCAUAUCUCAGGUAUGGUGUGGUUAGUGUAUCUGGGCAUCUCUGGAGUGUAUGUGGUGGGUCAGGAUGUCUCAGGUGUACCUGAGUGGGUGUGUACAAGGGUGCACCUCAGGCCCAAAAGAUGGUGAAUCUGGGUGGCCUAGGGGUACGGGCAGUGUGCCAUAAUAGCUCAAAGUGAGCAGGGCCACACACCUGAAGUUUGUGCAGCGCUGAAAUCUUAGGUGUGAGGAGAACAUUCUUCCUGGGGUUUGUGUGUGUGAGGGGCAGGAAUCCUGGUUGGUUCUGGUGUCCCUCCCUCUGUACCUGAGUAUUUCUGAGGGGUUGAGGGUGGAGCAGGCAACCAUGUCUCUGGUUCCUGAGUGUCUCAGGUGCCCACCCUGGGCCAUGUGUCUGGAGGACAGGGCACCACAGGGGUUCCUCCUCCAGACAUGCUCCACGAGGCGGGCUCCCUGUGGCUGCUUCGGCUGCUCCAGGAUAUCCAGCUGGCCCAGUUUUACCGACCCAUCCUUGAGGAGCUUAAUGUUACUCGGCCAGAGCACUUCGACUUUGUAAGACCUGAGGAUCUGGACGGCGUUGGCAUGGGCCGGCCUGCCCAGCGUAGACUGGCUGAAGCUCUGAAGAGGCACCGUUCGGGGCUCAAGUCUAAGAACUGGGUCUACAAGAUCCUUGGGGGCUUUGCCCCAGGGCAGAAGGAGACCACCCCACCCUCAGACAGCCUUCCAUCCCUCCCUGAGCCAGAUGGGGGACUCAAGUGUCUGAUCCCAGACCGGGCUGUGUGCAGAGGGGAGCUUCUGGGCUCCGGCUGCUUUGGUGUGGUGCACCGAGGGCUGUGGACACUGCCCAGUGGCAAGGCUGUCCCAGUGGCUGUCAAGUCCCUCCGGGUGGGUCCCGAAGGCCCCGAGGGCACUGAGCUAGGGGACUUCCUGCGAGAGGUAUCCAUCAUGAUGAACUUGGAACACCCACACUUGCUGUGUCUGCACGGCCUCGUACUGGGCCAGCCUCUGCAGAUGGUGAUGGAGCUGGCGCCCCUGGGCUCCCUGCACGCACGCCUGACCGCCCCGGCCCCCACGCCCCCGCUGCCCGUGGCCUUGCUCUGCCUCUUCCUGCGGCAGGUGGCGGGGGCCAUGGCGUACCUGGGGGCCCGCGGGCUGGUGCACCGAGACCUCGCUACGCGCAACUUGCUGCUGGCUUCACCGCGCACAAUCAAGGUGGCUGACUUCGGGCUGGUGCGGCCGCUGGGCGGCGCUCGGGGCCACUACGUCAUGGGCCGACCCCGCCGCAUCCCCUACGCCUGGUGUGCGCCGGAAAGCCUGCGCCACGGGGCCUUCUCUUCUGCCUCGGACGUGUGGAUGUUUGGGGUGACGCUGUGGGAGAUGUUCUCCGGGGGCGAGGAGCCCUGGGCCGGGGUCCCGCCGUACCUCAUCCUGCAGCGGCUGGAGAAGGACCGAGCCCGCCUGCGUAGGCCUCCGCUCUGCUCCAGGGCCCUCUACGCCCUCGCCUUGCGCUGCUGGGCCCCCCACCCUGCUGACCGGCCCACCUUUUCCUACCUAGAAGGGCUGCUCCAAGAGGCCUGGCCUCCUGAGGGACGUUGUGUGAGGGAUGUCACAGAGCCCGGUGCUCUGAGGAUGGAGCCUGGUGACCCCAUCACUAUCAUCGAGGGCAGCCCCGACUCCACAACCUGGAAGGGCCAGAAUGGUCGCACAUUCAAAGUGGGCAACUUCCCAGCCUCGGCAGUGACGCUGGUAGACUCACCAGCCACCCGUCCAGUCCUCAGAGGCUCCCCUGCCCGGGGAGAGCGACACCAGGGAAACAUAGAUGGGGACAGAGUGAAGGUAAAGCUUCGGGAUCCCCCUCCAGCUCGGGGCCAGAGAAGGGAUGUGGCCCUGCAGAGGAUGAAAGGCAUUUCCAAGAGUCUGGAGUCGGUUCUGUCCCUGGGCCCCCGCCCCACAGGAGGUGGGUCGAGCUCCCCCGAACUUCAACAUGCCAGAACUGUGCCCCAGGGACCCCCAGGCGUGCCCCCCCGCUCCCCCGUAGCCACCAGCUCCUCUUCCCAGCCCAGCCAGCCUCCCAGGGAGCGGCCUCCCUGGCCCAAAAGAGAACCCCUACACAGUCACCCUGUGGGAGCGCCUGGAGCCAGCAAAGCCACCGUCCCCUCUGGGGGACCCUUGCCUGACCCCGAGUUGCAGAGGAGGAUUAUGGAGGUGGAGCUGAGCGUGCAUGGAGUCACCCACCAGGAGUGCCAGGAGGCUCUAAGAGCCACCGGGGGUGACGUGGUUUCUGCCAUCCGGAACCUCAAGGUGAACCAGCUCUUCCAUCUCAGCAGCUGGUCCAGAGCGGACUGCCGGCGCAUCCUGGAGCGUUACCAGUGGGACCUCUCAGCCGCCAGUCGCUACGUCCUGGCACGGCCCUGAGCUCUGCUCCUUUGGGCACAGACACCAGAUGGACCAAGGGCCUGGUCACGUGGGACCAAGCAGAACCGGAACAAGGUCCUGACAGGGUGUGUUCCCACCCGGGGAGAGCCUGCCAUGGGCAGGUACCGGAGGAGCCCAGGAUCGGGCACUGGUGAGUGCCUCCUCACCCUGCCCGUUGGUCUCUGAGGGCGUGAGCUCCCUUGGCCAUAGGAGGAUCUAGUGCACUCUGCCCACCACAUUCCCAACAAAGGAGGACUUGGAGGAACAGAGCUGCGACACAUCACACACAUGGGAAGCUUCUAUCGCUACAGAAAAUGAGCAAGAGGCCAUUCUGGGCCGCGGGAACAACCAUCCUGAACUGCCAUCAGCUACCACACUGGGCUCUGUGGGAGCAGCCAUCCUGGAUGACCGGAGCAGCCAUCCUGACUUGGGGCAUAUGGACCAAACUGCCUUGGCUUGGUCUGGGGCCAUCAUGGGUGAUGAAAGUGGCUCUCUUGGACUCGAGGACACUUGAUCCUGGCAGCAUGGAUUAUGAGAUGGGCCAGCCCCCGCCCAUCCAAGCUGUCAUAUUUCCCUUUGUUUCUUCCCACACCCAACUCUUUCUCCUGCCCUCUCCCAAUACAUACAUCUUCCAAUGUCC